AUGGGCGAGAUUAGUCUUUCAGAACAUCCUGAUCUACAACAAGCCUGGCGUGAUAAAAAUGCUCUGCGGAGCAGUUGGUUUUACAGUUUGAAAACUUUGAAGCUGUUCAGAUGUGAAAUUCAACCAUGUGCAAUUCCAUCUCAUGUUCUUCCUUAUUUAAAUAGCUUACAAGAACUGGAAGUAAGUGAAUGCGACAAUGUAGAGGUAAUUUUUCAAAUGAAUAACACUGAUGUUUUGGGAAAAUUGAAGAAAUUGAGUUUACAAUGGCUAUGGGGGCUGAAGCAUGUGUGGGAAAACUAUCAUCAAGGAAUUUUCAGUUUUCAAAAUUUGCAACAAGUUUUUGUAGACUAUUGUCCAAAUCUGAAAACUCUGUUUCCUGAGGCCCUGGCCCACAAUCUUAAGAAGCUCGAGAAACUUGAAAUAAAAUCUUGUCGUGAAUUGCAAGAAAUUAUUGAAAAGGAAGAAGAGGCAACAACAGCACAAGAGAAAAAAAAGUUUGUGUUCCCACGUUUAACCUCAGUGGUUCUUUAUGAUUUGUCACAGCUAACUUACUUCUACCCUGAAACAUUCACUCUGGAAUGCCCUGAGUUAAAUAGUUUUAGUGCGUACCGUUGUGAUAAUUUGGAGGUAUUUCAAAGUGAGCAAGGAGCACAUCCAAACAGUGACUACGAAGUUAGUAGUACUUCAAUUGACAGACAAUCCCCAGUCUGGGAUCUAAAGGCUAUUCCCAACCUGAAGGAAUUGUGGCUGGAUGAGAAACACAUUUCCAUGUUAAGGUUGAACUUAGAACAAUCUAAGGAAGAACUCAAAUGUUUUAAUCAACUUGUCCUGAUCUAUAGUGGAUAUGAGCAUCCCUACCCUACGGUGCCGUACAAAAUACUUGAGAUGACACCCAAUUUAGAAACAAUGUUUAUAAGCUAUUGCAGUGUGUCCGAAAUUGGUGAACACAGGAUGCCUGAACACUUGAAAACAUUGUUUUUGUAUGGAAUGAGUGGGCUCAUGUCCAUCGGGUCAGAAGACUUACCGUGGUUAAACACACUCUGUGAGAAGCUCCACAAAUUAUAUGUUUUCAGCUGUUCUGAACUGACAACAUUACUACACUCUGUGAGAAGCUCCACAAAUUCCACAGUAUCUUUCUCCUAUCUAAAAGAAUUGAUUGUGGAGGGAUGUGAUGAAUUGAUGUAUUUAUUCACAUCGUCAGCAGCAAAAAAGUUAAGGCACCUUGAGGAGAUCAGAGUCAGUCACUGUGAAUCGAUCAAAAAAAUAGUGGCAGAAGAUGAAACAACUUCAGAAGAUAUCAAAUUUGAGCAGCUGGAUAAGAUAGUUCUCAAAGAUUUAUCAAGACUGGAAUAUUUUUAUUCAGGCAAUGAUACAUUGCAGUUACCCUCUCUAAUACAAGUGGACAUAAGUGAUUGCCCCAAGAUGGAAUUUUUUUCCCAAGGAUUGAUACAUGCCAAAUCUUUUAGAGGAAUUCAAGUUUUGUCCCAUUCAAAUUAUGAUUUGUUCUUCCAAGGUGAUCUUAACACCUUAGUAAAAUCUUUUAGAGGAAUUCAAGUUUUGCCCCAUUCAAAUUAUGAUUUGGUCUUCCAAGAUGAUCUUAACACCUCAGUAAAUAAGGUGUUUCUUCUACAACCAUUUACCUGUUCUCCUUUACAUCUCGGGGAGUAUCCAAUAUUGGAAGAGGUAUGGCUUCAGCGAGAAACAGUCCCAAGCUGGUGUUUCGACAACUUAACUUCUUUAGUCGUGGUUGGGUGUGAAUUUUUAACAGAUGUCAUACUUCCUUCUCAUUUACUUCCUUUCCUGAUUAACUUGGAAGAGUUGGAAGUGAGGGAAUGUAAUUCUGUUAAAGCAGUAUUCAAGUACUUGUCCAAAUCUACAACUGGCAAAAUAUUGCCUAAUCUAAACAGGAUGGAGGUAGGUGACUGUAAGUCAAUGAUAGAAAUAGUGGGUAAAGAGGGAGAUGAAUCAGGUGAAGAUGAGAUAAUAUUUGAGAUGCUUGAGAUUUUGACUCUAUACUUGUUACCAAAACUUGAAAGCUUUGACUCAUGGAUUUCCACUUUGAAUUUCCCAUAUUUGGAAGAAGUGUCAUUCAUCCAAUGCAGCGGCAUGAAGUACUUGUUCACUCCCUCAACUGCCAAAACCGUCAAAAGAUUGCCAAAUCUGAAGGAGAUACGAGUAUCUGACUGUGAGUCCUUGGAAGAAAUAGUGGCUAAAGAGGGAGAUGUACCAGAUGAAUAUGCGAUAAUAUUUGAAAAGCUUGAGAUUUUGACUCUAGAAUCUUUGCCAAGACUUGGAAGCUUUGACUUGGGGAGAUCCACUUUGAAUUUUCCAUGCUUGAAAAAAAUGUGGUUCUUCAAAUGCCACGAUAUGAAAUACUUGAUCACAUCCUCAACGGCCAAAAAAUUGCCUAAUUUUGAGGAGUUAUAUGUACAUGACUGUAAAUCCAUAAAAGAAAUAGUGGCCAAAGAGAGAGAUGAAUCAGAAGAAGACGAGACCACAUUCCAAUGGCCUAAGCUUUUGGGUUUAUCCUUGUUGCCGAAACUUGAGAGCUUUUACUCUGGGAGUUCCACCUUGAAUUUAACAUGUUUGAAAGAAUUGCAUUUCUCCGAUUGCCACAACUUGAAAAUUUUCCGUUAUGCUGACAUAGUACCAGAAGAAUUGAAGGUGACAAUAGACUUUGAACGUUGGGAAGGUGAUAUAAAUGAUGUGAUCAGAGAACAGUUGAGGAAGGAGGUAGCCUGAGUUAGUAUAAUGACAGGUUCAAUGGGUCUGGAAGAAUGCAAUUAGAUGAUAAGUGGAUAACAACAUUGCAACAACUAUUGACAAAUUUGGGGUUUUUCUUUUUCUUCUGGAAUAUGGUGUUCAUGAAUAAAGUUUUCGUGUAUGUCUACACGAAGUGUGUGGUUUUUAAGUUUCAUAAGGGUGUUUUUUUUUAAAU
Messenger RNA from Gastrolobium bilobum, 2938 nucleotides. RefSeq lists its product as uncharacterized. The record is from RefSeq and is a predicted model, not a curated record. The transcript has 4 exons. NCBI's taxonomy places the organism in Eukaryota, Viridiplantae, Streptophyta, Magnoliopsida, Fabales, Fabaceae. The coding region runs from base 1 to 2742 and encodes 913 amino acids.